Messenger RNA from Durusdinium trenchii, 3862 nucleotides. The record is from the annotation of a GenBank genome assembly. Lineage: Eukaryota; Dinophyceae; Suessiales; Symbiodiniaceae.
AGCCAGCUCGGCUCGAGCGGGAGUCAACCCUUUCCCGCUUUACAAAUCUACUUGAUAUAGUUUAUUCACGACAGAAGAUCAAGUGCUGGCCAAAAAAGCUGGCUGCAUUUCUAUGCAUAUCCGAAGCCAUCGGAGUUUGCCAGUGAUUGCUGCAGCAUUUGCGUGGCUAAGAUGUGUAUACUGCGUCCAUCCUGACCACACAGGAUGCGAGGUCAGCUCCCGAUCUAUAGCUGAAGCAGUGCUGGAAGAUGCAAGCAAUUCCAGACAGGCUUGUGCCUUUCUCCAGACCGAUGCUUUCCAUCGAGUUGUUCGUAUUGACUCCCAGGGUGGUUCCCUGGAAGAAGAGCCACGAGCAAAGGUGGAAGCAAGUGGUCCGGAGGCCAAGACAGCAGCAAGCAAGGUGGGCAUCAACCUUUCAGUCAAGUGGAUGAAGAAUCCGCUCCCAGUCAAUGAGGCAAUUGCGGCAAUCCCACGGAUUCAGGAGUACUUGGGCUUGUCGCGGCCAAUUGAGCGGGUCAAGACGUAUGACCUUGCGCCCUCCAACAGGGCACUGGUAGAGGAGCUGGUGCGGCAGUCUAGCCAGGUAGGUGGAAGAUACUCCGUAAAAGAGCUUGUGAUUGGCAUCGGCAACAAGGAGCUCCCGUUUGUCGACAUGGAUUGGCUUCGGGGAAUCGCCGAUGACUUCAAAGGCGCCCUGCACAUAGCCAUUGGCAACGAGCCCGACCGCAGCGGUGUCCAUGCAGACAGAGUUCUUGAUGUUCUCAAGGCACUCAAAGCAGAGAUCCCGGAAGCUCAGGUCACUGUGCCCUUCGCGUAUUCAAUCAUGCAUAGAAGUCACCCUGUAGAGAAGUCCAAGCUGGAGAAGGAAUUCGUGGACGAGUACAAACAUGUCCUCCCGCUCCUGGACUACUUUACCAUCAAUAUCUACCCUUUCCUUAGUUCUGGAACCAAAGGGGUGGCGAUGUCGAACCUGACUGGCCCCGAGAUGAACUUUCUGAACGACCAAAUCUCCGCUUUGCGUAUAGCUUUGGACCGUGACUUCCCUCACAACAAUCUGCCCUUGGCAAUUGGAGAGACUGGGUGGCCGUCUUGUGGUGCUGCCCGUGCCUUCCCGUAUUCGUUUGCCACUUUGCCAUAUGCAGAGACAUUCCUCAAGAAUGUAGCACAGUGGAUGGAGUCCAGUUUAUCAGAUGGCCGAAUCAUCUCUGGACAGCUUUUCACGGCCUUUGAUGAAGAAACGAAAGGGACCAGACCCAGCGAGCGUUAUUAUGGAAUCCUGACCUCCAAGGGUGAGGUGAAAAAUGCAUACUCAUGUGUGAGCAAUGCUACUGAGCUUUCGCAGGCAUGGCUGGAGGAGCUGUAUCCAGACUGCGAAAGUGAUUUGGAUUGGAUGGUGAAGAAUUUUGACAACCCGUUUUUGACGGAGAAGUUUGCAAACAGAGAAAUGGACGGGUCCUUGUGCUCCUUCCAGCAGUACCUCUACGAUCGCUGGGCUUCCUGCCCACCCGUCUCCAGAAUACCCGGGGACUUUCUUCCUGUCGAAGGGCACAUGGUAUACGGGAAGCGGACGGCACAGACAAAGUGCUGGAGCCAGCGAUUGGCUGACAAGUACUCCGACCGUGGGGCUGUCAACAAGCCAAAUGUGUCGCAUUUAACCGACCAGCACGCAAAAGAGGCGCCUUCCAGCAAGAGCACGUCGCAAUCCUCUGAAGUGAACCCACUUCCAGAUCGCUUUGUUGGUGAGGGUGUGGAGCCUUCAGUGGUGACAAGACCCAGAACACUCCCAGUUUAUUGGAUCAACUUGGAGCAGUCCAAGGAUCGGAGAGUGGCAAUGGAGAACAUGUUUGCAUCUGUGAGCAAACAGUUGCCAACCAGCUUGACGCUGCAAGUGAUGCGGGUGCCGGGAGUGACCGUCCAUGAAGUAAAGGAGUUGCAGGGCAGAGGUGCCAUUGCGGUCGAGGCAAAACUGAUUGAUGCCUGCGAAGACGCCUGCCCUGAGCAUCAUUCGAGGGGGGAGUUGCUGUACACAGAGAUGGCGUGCAGCCUUUCUCACCUGCGAGCCAUGGAGUAUGCUUUAGCAGGAAAUGCCUCCUUGGCCCUUAUAAUGGAGGAUGACAUUGAAAUCUAUCCGGAGUUUGGCACCGAUUUAGAAAGAUUGCUCACUGAUGCUCCAACUGGAUGGAGUGCUUUGCAGAUGUCUUCUGUGAGCACGAAGGGCAUCCUACAGCUUGCCAGCGCUGGAGCAGUCUUUCAGCCACGCGAGCGGCAAUUCUACGGCACAGGGUCUUACAUCAUCAACAGGUUUGGAAUGUUGCAUUUACGGGCGCAAUACGCAGCUAUGCAAUUCCAACGAAAAUCAUGGUUGCCUGGUGCAGGGUCGCUGCAGGCAGAGGGUGUAAUUUAUGAUGCUCUACCCGAAGGCAGCGUUCACACAAGCACGCACUUCUACUUCAAUGUCAUCGACUUUCCAACGACGGUGCAUAUCAUGAGCAACUCCUCAGAGUGGUAUGCGGUAUCAAGCGUCGCUUGGCAAAGAAACUUUGUCCACCGACACCGGGGCCGUUUGCUCCCUGCGACGCCUACCUCAACAAUCCCAGAACGGCUUGUGAGGUCAUCCUUCUUGGCGAUGACCACCUUAGUUUGCAGAAACAACACUGGCUUUGAUGGCGAGAGCCGUUCAAUCGCAGCUUCUAUCCGCGCGAUGGCGCCCUACAACUUUUCGUGGGCCGUGUAUGUGAUUGUCUCAGACGGAUCGGAGGAAGGCAAGUGCCCAGGCCUUGAAAGCUUUCGGGAGCUACGCCAGCCAAACGUGAGAAUGCUGUACAGAGUGUCAGGAGGUCGCUUCUCCAAGUGGGUCUACUACACUGAAGAUGUAGAGCAGUUCGCAAACCAUGACUUCCUCAUGGUUUUUGAUGCAGACAUGGGCCUCUCAACCUUUCCUUGGGCAGAAUACUUCCGGCGCUACGAAGACUAUGCCUCAAAGUGGGGCAUAGCACCAGUGACUGGUGCUGUCCGGAAUCGAUCACCCUUCUAUCCUUUGAAGGCUGAGUGGUGGACCAAGUGCAACAGGAGCAGGAUCCGCUUUGUCGAGUCUGAUUUGGUGGAGCAAUGGUUCGCAAUGCUGACAGGGAGCUUUGCCACCUGGUAUCUACGCAAAGUGGUUGAGACAGGUAUCAUCUUGGAGCAGCGAACCUUGGGCGUUGACUGGGGCGUGGACUCCACAUGGUGUGGAGCUGCUGCUGAAUGGUCCAACCGGGAGGCUGGCUGCUUGCUGAUCCCUAUCGACAUGUACCAUGGGGACACCAAAAGCCUUCAACAGGAUGUUGUUUUUCACCAGAAUGGGGAGCACCUGACCAACCUAUGGUGGGAGAGAGUGCCUCAGUGGAUGCAUGUCUCACAAGUUUGGCUGGGAUCCUUCUUUCAGGACCACAUGCUUGGAUGCUCGCCGGUAGGUCUUGAAGAGCGCUACCACAUGCCCAUCGACUUGCGAUUAAUAGUGCCCAUUGUUCCGACUGGGCUUCCAGACAACCGCAGUCAUCACAAUGUACAGGAGCUGGAUUCUGCCUCUGGAAGUGCGUAUGCAUCGAACGGAACAGGCAACAAGAGCGGCAACUCUUCAAAUAACAGUGGGACUAUGACUAUGAACACUACCACCACUACCACCACGGAGGAACCCGAUGAACGUUCCUUUGGAGCACAACCGCUGGCUUUGCUGAGUGUGUGGAUUGCAUGGCAGGCCUUGCUUUGAGACCUUCCUGCUGGACAGCAGAGGAGCACGGCGUGGCAAUCCUGAAGGUUGCUCGUGUUUCCCACUAUUGCUUAAGGAACGAUGUUGCUCGAGAGGCCUCCUUAACUAUUAUGA